Messenger RNA from Cuscuta campestris, 762 nucleotides. Lineage: Eukaryota; Viridiplantae; Streptophyta; Magnoliopsida; Solanales; Convolvulaceae. The record is from the annotation of a GenBank genome assembly.
ACCGCCAUUAAGGUACUUCAGGAGCGUGUCUAACCCUAGCAGCCCUGUUCUCAGAUCCCACACCACAAUGUCUAAGAUCUCCUUAAAGAGUUCCGACGGCAGGGACUUUGAAAUAGAUGAAUUGGGGGCGCUCGAGUCUCAGGUGCUCAAGUACAAGAUCGAGGAUGGCUGUUCGGGCACUUUUGUCCCUAUCCCGAACGUGAAUAGCAGGAUUCUCGCUAUGGUCAUUGAGUACUGCAAGAAACAUGCUGGUGCUGCGAAUUCUUGCGAUGUUGAUGCGCUAAAGACCUGGGAUGCUGAAUUCAUCAGUGUUGAUCUACAAACCCUCUUCGAACUCGCCAAAGUAUGAAUCUCCCCUCGCUGUUUAUUCUAUUCAGUUCUAAAAAAAUUGACGAUUACACAAAAAUUAGAGAUGAGUAUAGAGGAAUUACUUGGUGAAGAGCCAUCCCUCUUCCUUCUUUUUUUUCUUCUCUCNGCAGUAUCAUCAUUAUACACAGAUCUGAUGAAGAGGUAUCAUAUCUCUACAGAUCUGAUGAUUCCAAUCUAGAUCUUAGAUGAAGAUGGAGAUGGCGACAUCCUAUAGCAAUGACGGAGUAAAGAGCGGCAAUUGAAGGCACAUGUUGGAUUAGAAGGUAGAGACCCCAGGUUUCUUCCUUUUUCUUUUUGAAAUUGAAGCAGUUGGCGGAAGUGACGGUGGAGCGGCAAGACUGCAGUCGAAGGUGACACACAGUAGAGCAGUGAUGGGACUAUUGGAGGUAUGGG